CAAGGUGGGGUUUAGGUGCGCUCCUGCAGCAGUUAGGAUCCGGAAGAAUCGGUGGCAAAUCAAAGUGUGGUAAUACAUGAUCGAAAAUGUGGUGGAGUAAUAAUAUAAUGUAACGCACAGAAGCACGGUCGGCGUGCACUUGUACACUUUAUAAAUCUCAGAUUGAGUUGUGAUGACAGAGUUUCGGUUUGAGUGAUUCAGCAUUGCACAGCACGUUCUGCCGGUUAUUCACAGGUGGCACCCGAGCGAGUAUUGCUGUGUAGUCUGCCUUUGUUGCGCAGGGAGGAAUCUGAGAGAAGACAACUCCAUUAUCCAUUAUUUUUUUACAUUUUUUUAAUUAUAUAUGAAAAGAAAGAUGUGGGGAGCAGCAAUAAUAAUAACCGUUGUUGUGCUUUGUCAGGGGGUGCCCUCACGUGCGACAGAUGCUGCUGCUGAGGUGGUGACAGUGGACAGGCUGGCUACAGUGGGAGAAAGCGUGGUUUUGUCUUGCAACAACGCCGCGGUGAAUGCAAGCCCUGGUGUAACAGAAUGGUCAAAGGAUGGCAAGCUUGUUCUGCGUCACAAUUCCACCUCCACGGAGAAGUUUGUCGCGGACAGCCGCCUCGCCAUUGUGAACAACAGCGCCUUACAGAUCAGCAAUGUGUCGGGUUCAGACGAGGGCGUGUAUUUGUGUAACGUAAUGCCGUCAGACAUCCAGGAACAGAACCAGCAUCCUAUUAAACUGGUGCUAGUCAGUGGUCCAGAUGCUGUAUCGAUUAAUAUCACGCCCGCAGUUGUUCUUCUCAAUGGAACAUAUUACACAAUCCAGGGUUCAGAGGUCACCUAUACCUGCUCCAGCCAAUCCUAUCCAGCACAGGAGCUUUCCUGGGUGUUUGAAGGGCUUGCAUCGAAGCCUCUUAACGUCACAUCAGGGAACGGAACCUCGCUUAGCUUCAAGAAGAUAAACAUCAUACCAAUUGACCAAGGGAACUACAGCUGCUCAGCCAGAAACCCUGUUUCUGGAAAAACUGUGACGUCGAGCAUUGCAAUGCUGGUUUACUAUCGUCCGAGCCGUGCGCCCCGGUGCUCUUCUCAAACGGGGAACAACGCCUCUGAUUUGCUGCUGCUCUGCAGCUGGACCGGGGGCUACCCUGAGCCCACACUGCAGUGGAAACAUGAUGACGAGGAGACCCCAGGAGACUGGCAGCCUGUGCUUAGUGCCUCUGCAGCGAACGCCAGCCUGGACGUGACGAUGAGCAGGACCCAGCUGCACGACGGACAAGUGCUGAAGUGUGUGGGGGAGCACCCGGCCGUCCUGUCCAGAAUGGAACUCCCCUGCUCAGUAAAGUUAAAGGCUCCUUAUCCAGAAGGAGAGCCCAUGAUCACUGGGAUCAGCAAACAGAAUGUUACCUUAACCUGUCAGGACAAAGACGCCCGCCCUCCUCCUAAAAUCACGUGGCUGAGGGGCGUGAGACAGGAGGAGAUCGUCCCCAGCUCCAAAUACAUCAUCUCUCAGGGCGAGGCUGUCUCAACCCUAGUAAUAACCAACUGCUCCAAGGAGAGUGACGAGGGCUUUUACUUCUGUAGAUCAGAGAACCCUGUGGGGGUGCGAGAGCUGGAAGUCCAUCUCUCGAUAAAGUCUUCUGCGUACAAUGUUGGUGGAUUAAUUGGGGUAGUCCUUGCCAUUGUAAUUGUUGGAUCUGGGGGUAUAAUUGGUGCAGUCGUGUAUUUGAAUCGGGAAAGAAUAUUCCUCGGACACCGUGUUUGGAGCGAGGAGAGGAAUGAUGUGCUGAUGCUGGUGGACUCGGAUGACGAUGCCCCUUUUGAGGAUGACGUUUCAGGAUUAACUUCGCUAACCAAUGGGAACGCCACACCAGUGGUGAACGACCAGCACACCACUCGCGACGACCAUGAGGAACCACAGGUCCACGAUGAAGAGCCACAAGAAAAAGAUAUCGCAGACACAUGAAGGAGAUCCAGCCGCUGUCUGUUUGAAAAGCAGAUCAAUGUACAGCUGAUCAGGGAGAUUGCCUUUUGUUUGUUUUUAAUUGGUGGUUGUUAUUGUUAUUUUUAUGAAAAAAACAUUUUUGUAUUAAUAUGCAGUAACAGAUUUGGAUAUAAUUAUGCUUUUUGUAUUUCGCUGUGUGUAUAAUAUUAUCUAUAUAAUCAUAUUUUAAAUAAAAUUGCAUUUUCAAGGUG
Molecule: messenger RNA, 2178 nt
Organism: Acipenser ruthenus (sterlet)
Lineage: Eukaryota; Metazoa; Chordata; Actinopteri; Acipenseriformes; Acipenseridae
Product: V-set and immunoglobulin domain-containing protein 10-like
Exons: 9
Coding region: 344-1948 (534 amino acids)
Biological process (GO): cell-cell adhesion
Cellular component (GO): cell-cell junction
Molecular function (GO): cell adhesion molecule binding
Source: RefSeq, a predicted model, not a curated record